AUGAGUGGAUUACAAAACUCUAAGACCACCAUAGAGGGCCCAGUUUUGGUCACAGGUGCUACAGGCUAUGUUGCGGGAUGGAUAGUCAAGGAAUUACUAGAAGCUGGCGUUACUGUACAUGCAGCCGUUCGAGAUGCUUCUAACAAAGAGAAGCUUCGCCAUCUUGAUGAGUUGAGCGAUAAAUACAAUGGUCAAUUGAAGUAUUUUGAAGCCGACUUGUUGAAAAAUGGCUCUUUUGCGGAAGCGAUGAAAGGCUGCAAAAUUGUCUUUCACACCGCUUCUCCCUUUACCUCCAACUUCAAGGACCCACAAAAGGAUCUCGUUGACCCUGCUAAGAAAGGUACCCAGAACGUAUUGGAAACAGCGAACGAAACAGAAGCGGUGACCAAAGUUGUAUUGACAAGUAGCGUUGUUGCUAUGUACGGUGAUAAUAAGGACUUGGCAUCACUUCCCAAUGGAACCAUGGACGAAUCUGUUUGGAAUACAACUUCCACCUUACAAACUAAUCCCUACGCCUACUCCAAAACUGUGGCAGAGAAAUUGGCAUGGGAGAUCUACGAGAAGCAAAGCCAAUGGGAGCUCGUUGUGCUCAACCCAGCUCUUGUCAUGGGACCAGGUUUGAACUCCAACGCUACUUCUGAAAGCUACCAGUACAUCAAGUCGUACGGAAAUGGACUGAUGAAAACAGGAGUUCCAAAGAUAGGCUUGGGAAUAGUAGAUGUGAGAGAUGUUGCCGUAGCCCAUGUCAAAGCUGCCUCAGUUCCUUCUGCACGAGGUCGCUACAUUAUUAGUGGCCACAAUACCACUCUCUUGGAAAUUGGAAAGCUGUUGGCUCCAGAAUACAAAGCUUAUCCUCUUCCCACGAGAGAAUUGCCCAAAUUCAUGGUAUGGUUAGUUGGUCCUUUUUUCGACAAAACUUUGACAAGAAGGUUUGUUACUGCGAAUGCUAACUAUCUCUGGAAGGCAGACAACUCAAAAAGUAUCAAAGAGUUGGGCGUCAACUACAGACCACUCAAAACCACAGUGUGUGAAUUCUUCCAGCACUUGAUAGACGAAAAGCUGUUACCUGUGAAAUAA
This is a messenger RNA of Meyerozyma guilliermondii ATCC 6260, 1077 nucleotides long. RefSeq lists its product as uncharacterized. NCBI's taxonomy places the organism in Eukaryota, Fungi, Ascomycota, Pichiomycetes, Serinales, Debaryomycetaceae. The record is from RefSeq and is a predicted model, not a curated record. Gene Ontology annotation, molecular function: oxidoreductase activity, acting on the CH-OH group of donors, NAD or NADP as acceptor. Bases 1 to 1077 code for a protein of 358 amino acids. The transcript has a single exon.